Molecule: messenger RNA, 1157 nt
Organism: Bombina bombina (fire-bellied toad)
Lineage: Eukaryota; Metazoa; Chordata; Amphibia; Anura; Bombinatoridae
Gene: CABP7
Product: calcium binding protein 7
Molecular function (GO): calcium ion binding
Source: RefSeq, a predicted model, not a curated record
GUGUCUCUUUGUAUUCCUUCUUUAUAGUCUCUUUCUUUCCUCCCUUCUCUGUCACGGUAUUUGUGUCUCCGUCUCUUUCACUGUCUACAUUUUGCUUUUCACAUUUCCCUCUCUCUCUAGCUCCCUCUUUUCCUCCAUCUCCCCCCUUUCUCUGCACAAGGAAUUCUCCUCCUCCCCCUCCCUCUACCUGAGCCCCUCUGCAUGGUCUCUGUACAUGACAGACCCCGAGUCUGCUGUGUCUGUGUGACAGUUCCGCUCUGUGACAGACAGUACCUUCACAUGCAGUCUCUCUGUGCCAAUAUCUACGUGACAGUUUUCUCUAUGUAUCAUUUCUGUAAGACGGUCAGUCCGCAUGCAGCUCACCUGUGACACUCUCUCGGUGACAGUCCCGAGGCUGUCUGUGGCGGACACUCUCUUGGUGACAGUCUCUCGGUGACAGUCUCUCCGCAUGCUGCCCCCCUGGUCUAUUUCUACCCCCGGGUGUCCUCUCACCCGCAGAGAUGCCUUUCCACCCGGUGACCGCGGCGUUGAUGUACCGGGGGGUGUACACUAUCCCCGAACUACUGAGAGAGCACUCACCCACUCAGCUCCCAGAGGACGAGAUAGAGGAGAUUCGAGAAGCUUUCAAGGUGUUUGACCGAGAUGGAAACGGAUUCAUCUCAAAGCAGGAGUUGGGCACGGCAAUGCGAUCCCUUGGAUACAUGCCCAACGAGGUAGAGCUGGAGGUCAUUAUACAGAGGCUGGAUAUGGAUGGUGAUGGUCAGGUGGAUUUUGAAGAAUUUGUGACAUUAUUGGGACCAAAGAUUACAACUUCUGGAAUCCCGGAUAAGUUUCGUGGUGCUGAUUUUGAUACUGUAUUUUGGAAGUGUGACAUGCAGUCACUGUCAGUGGUGGAACUAAAGAGGUUGUUGUACGACACUUUUUGUGAGCACCUGUCCUGCCGAGACAUUGAGAAUAUCAUCCUGACUGAGGAGGCUGGGAACAUAGGAACUAAAGGGGACUGUCCUGUUUCCAUUGAAAAUCCCCCCAACCAACAGAUACGCCAGACCUGUGUACGAAAGAGUCUGAUCUGCGCAUUCGCCAUUGCUUUUAUCAUCAGUGUGAUGCUGAUUGCAGCUAAUCAGGUCCUGCGCAGCGGUAUGAAGUGAUGGAGCUGG